Anisakis simplex (herring worm) is the source of this 1434-nucleotide messenger RNA. The record is from the annotation of a GenBank genome assembly. NCBI's taxonomy places the organism in Eukaryota, Metazoa, Nematoda, Chromadorea, Rhabditida, Anisakidae.
AUGGAAAUAGCGUUGGUUGGCCGGAGUGUGCACAAGAUGGAUCGCAUCUUGAUGAGCCAAUCAAAGCGUGGAACGGGCGUGGUCGGUGUGCAUGAGCGAGUGAGCGAGGAGGUACGAGCCGCCGCAUUUGGAGAGAGUGACUGUAUGCAGUGCAUAUCGACGAAUAUCGAAGAUUUAAUUAUGUCGUCGUCGACGUCCUCAUCUUCGCAAUCCGAGACGAAAGAUUCCACCUCAAACCAGCAAUCAUCACAAAUUGCUAAUUUGAAUUCGUUGACUUCAUCGCUCACCAACAACGUCAAUAAUAACCCUGCCGCUAAUAAUAAUAAUUCUUAUAUGGAUAUGGAUCAGAAGCCGUUUCAUGACUACCCUCCGCCACCGUAUAAUCCAUCAACGGCUACCAUUAAUUGUUAUCCACCGCUUGGCUCAUCGGAUUUCUCCCGGAACGCACCACCCGUUCCAUCGUACUUUUAUCAAACUUCAUUCCCCUCGUCGACGUCCACCUCGCCGUAUGGCGCUCAACCUCCACCGUCGCAUUUUUUGUACCAUCAAUCAGCGAGUUCACCUGAAGAUGGACGUAUUCACGAUUCAAAGAUAUCUCAGUUUAUCCCAAGAUACAUUCAUUAUCUGCAUCCACUCAACGGCAACAAAAUUGCAGCAUUUCCUGAGCAUUCCACGAAAAUCAUCGAAGGCGGUGAGGUGAGGAUAAACGGAAAAGGAAAACGCGUUCGGAAACCGCGAACAAUUUAUACGAGUCUUCAACUUCAAGAACUUCAGAAGAGGUUCCACAAAACCCAAUACCUCGCAUUACCUGAACGAGCUGAACUCGCCUCACGGUUGGGUCUUACGCAAACUCAGGUGAAUACAUUAGCAUCGAACUUUUGCAUAAUUACACUGAUCAAUUAUUUUCAGGUGAAGAUAUGGUUUCAAAAUCGACGAUCUAAACACAAAAAGAUGUCCAAGAAUGGUUUCACUGGUGAGCGAACAGGCUCGGAUGAAGAGGAAGGUGAGGAGGAGGAAGGAAGUUCUGUGGAUGGUGGUGUAUCAUCACCGUCUCAACAAGCUCAUGAUGUCCUAAAUCCUGAUCAUCAGCAAGUCACACGAACCCCUCAACAGCAACAACAGCCACCCACCCAACCAACCCAACUUACCCAACAACCUUCUCAACAACCCCAACAGCAACAACCCCAGCCCCAAACCCUUCCGCCAACUCAACAAACGCCAUCGUUGGAAGCCACCUGGGGUUUGCACCUGCAUCAUACAGUCAACCCGCUGUCAAUGCCACCCCCGGUGAUGCCACAACCCACACCUCUACCGUCAUUCGAUAAGUACGUUGAACCGGUGGACGUUAAGCCAUAUGUUUACGAUCCAAUGGCUAGCUACUAUCCACAGCCAAACGCCUAUAUGUCACAUUACAAUUAUGGAAGUGCUAUAUGA